Molecule: messenger RNA, 1602 nt
Organism: Microthlaspi erraticum
Lineage: Eukaryota; Viridiplantae; Streptophyta; Magnoliopsida; Brassicales; Brassicaceae
Source: the annotation of a GenBank genome assembly
AUGGAAGCUUCGAUUUCGUUUCUUGGGUCAACAAAACCCAGUCUUUCAUCCCUUAUUCCUUCUUCGAACGUCCUUCAUCGUUGUCUUCGGCGAGAUUUCCCACUUCCUGCUUUGAAAUUGAAGAACGUCUCAGUGUUCCCGCGUAUCUCGCAUCGGAACCGCCUAAUCAGAGCUCAGUGCUCCGAUGGAAUUGCGCCAGAGGAAGGCGAUGGGUUUGUGCUAGAAGACGUCCCUCACUUGACCAAAUUUCUCCCUGAUUUACCGUCGUACCCAAAUCCAUUGAAGGAAAGCCAAGCAUAUGCCAUUGUUAAGCGAACUUUUGUCAGUUCUGAAGACGUGGUUGCCCAAAAUAUUGUAGUGCAGAAAGGAAGUAAACGAGGAGUACACUUUAGGCGAGCAGGGCCACGAGAAAGAGUGUACUUCAGAUCAGAUGAUGUCAAAGCUUGCAUAGUGACUUGUGGGGGAUUGUGCCCUGGGAUAAAUACAGUUAUACGGGAAAUUGUAUGUGGAUUGCACAAUAUGUAUGGUGUCAACAACAUUCUUGGCAUUGAGGGAGGAUAUAAAGGAUUUUACUCCAAAAACACAAUGACCCUGACGCCUAAAGUAGUCAAUGAUAUCCAUAAACGCGGUGGCACUUUUCUUCAGACCUCGAGAGGAGGACAUGAUACAGCGAAGAUUGUUGAUAACAUUCAAGAUAGAGGAAUUAAUCAGGUGUAUAUCAUUGGAGGUGAUGGGACACAAAAGGGUGCAGAGAAAAUAUACCAGGAAGUCGAGAGGCGUGGUCUUCAAGUGGCGGUUUCUGGCAUUCCCAAGACAAUUGAUAACGAUAUUGCUGUGAUUGACAAAUCGUUUGGGUUUGAUACGGCUGUUGAGGAAGCUCAGAGAGCUAUUAAUGCUGCACAUGUAGAGGUCGAGAGUGUGGAAAAUGGAGUUGGUAUUGUUAAACUGAUGGGCAGAUAUAGCGGUUUUAUUGCCAUGAUUGCAACAUUAGCGAACCGUGAUGUGGAUUGUUGCUUGAUUCCGGAGUCUCCAUUCUUUCUUGAAGGAAAAGGUGGGCUCUUUGAGUUUAUUGAACAACGACUCAAAGAGAACAGGCACAUGGUUAUUGUGAUAGCUGAAGGUGCUGGACAGGAUUAUGUUUCUCAAAGCAUGCUUGCAUCUGAAACUAAAGACGCUUCAGGAAAUAAGCUCUUGCUUGAUGUUGGUCUAUGGCUGACUCAACAGAUAAAGGAUCACUUUACAAAUGUUCGGAAAAUGACGAUAAACAUGAAGUACAUAGACCCAACGUAUAUGAUAAGAGCAAUACCGAGUAACGCAUCAGACAAUGUCUAUUGCACUCUUCUUGCCCAAAGUGCGGUUCAUGGAGCAAUGGCCGGAUACUCAGGCUUCACUGUGGGACCAGUUAACAGCAGACAUGCUUACAUCCCAAUUUCUCGGGUGACUGAAGUGACCAAUACAGUGAAGUUAACGGAUAGAAUGUGGGCAAGACUCCUUGCAUCGACGAACCAACCGAGUUUCGUGACUAAUGAAGGAGCAUCGCAGAAUGUGAUUGACAUGGAAACUCCAGAAAAGCUUGAUAACAUGAAGAUCUCUUCUAACUAA